AGCCCCCGCCCGGCGCGGCCGCCGGCUCCGCCCUCCGAGCGCCCGCGCGCCAGCACGCCUUUGUCCCCUCCAACCACGGCCUGUGGAGCUCGCGGCACCAUGAUCGCGACCAAGGAGAAGAAUAAAACCCCAAAGGACAGCAUGACGCUUCUUCCCUGCUUCUACUUUGUGGAGCUUCCCAUAGUGGCAUCCUCCAUCGUGUCCCUGUACUUCCUGGAGCUGACCGACCUCUUCCAGCCGGCCAAGGUGGGCUUCCAGUGCUACGACCGCUCGCUCUCCAUGCCCUACGUGGAGACCAAUGAGGAGCUCAUCCCGCUGCUCAUGCUUCUCAGCCUGGCCUUUGCUGCCCCUGCGGCCUCGAUCAUGGUCGGCGAGGGCGUGCUGUACUGCCUGCAGUCCCGGCUGUGGGGCCGCGGCGGGGGCCCAGGCGGGGCCGAGGGCAGCAUCAACGCGGGGGGCUGCAGCUUUAACUCCUUCCUGCGGCGCACCGUGCGGUUUGUGGGCGUCCACGUGUUCGGCCUGUGCGCCACCGCGCUGGUGACCGACGUCAUCCAGCUGGCCACCGGCUACCACGCGCCCUUCUUCCUGACGGUCUGCAAGCCCAACUACACGCUGCUGGGCACGUCGUGUGAGGCCAAUCCCUACAUCACGCAGGACAUCUGCUCCGGCCACGACACGCACGCCAUCCUGUCUGCGCGGAAGACCUUCCCCUCGCAGCACGCCACGCUGUCCGCCUUCGCUGCCGUCUAUGUGUCGGUGAGUCCUGGCCCGCCCCGAGCCCGGCCGCCGGCGGGGGCCGCCGCUCUGACCCGCCCCGCCCCGCCCCGCCCCCAGAUGUACUUCAACUCGGUCAUCUCGGACACCACCAAGCUGCUCAAACCCAUCCUGGUGUUCGCCUUUGCCAUCGCGGCGGGCGUCUGCGGCCUCACCCAGAUCACCCAGUACCGCAGCCACCCGGUGGACGUCUACGCGGGCUUCCUCAUCGGGGCUGGCAUCGCCGCCUACCUGGCCUGCCACGCAGUGGGCAAUUUCCAGGCCCCGACUGCCGAGAAGCCUGUGGCGCCGGCCCCUGCCAAGGAUGCGCUGCGGGCACUGACCCAGCGGGGCCACGACUCCGUGUACCAGCAGAACAAGUCUGUGAGCACCGACGAGCUGGGCCCGCCGGGGCGGCUGGAAGGCGUGCCCCGGCCCGUAGCCAGAGAGAAGACCUCACUGGGUAGCCUAAAGCGGGCCAGCGUGGACGUGGACUUGCUGGCCCCGCGCAGCCCCAUGGGCAAGGAGAACAUGGUCACCUUCAGCCACACGCUGCCCCGCGUCAGCACGCCCUCGCUGGAUGACCCCGCCCGCCGCCACAUGACCAUCCAUGUGCCCCUCGACGCCUCCCGCUCCAAGCAGCUCGUCAGCGAGUGGAAGCACAAGUCGCUGGAGGGCCGUGGCCUGGGGCUGCCGGACGAGGCCAGCCCGGGCCACCUGCGGGCCCCCGCAGAGCCCAUGGCAGAGGAGGAGGAGGACGAGGGGGAGGAGGGGGAGGAGGAGGGCGAGGAGGAGGGCGAGGAAGGGGGUCCGGCCCCGCCGUCACUCUACCCCACCGUCCAGGCCCGGCCGGGACUCGGGCCUCGCGUCCUUCUCCCGCCGCGCGCCGGGCCCCAGCCGCUGGUGCACAUCCCCGAGGAGGGGGCGCAGGCGGCCGCGGGCCUGUCUCCCAAGAGCAGCGCGGCCGUGAGGGCCAAGUGGCUCAUGAUGGCGGAGAAGAGCGGGGCCGUGGCGGCCGCAGCCUCCACACAGCCCCGAGUGGCCAACCCACCGCGGCUGCUGCAGGUGAUCGCCAUGUCCAAGGCGCCGGGCGGGCCUGGCCCCAAGGUGGCGGAGACCGCCUCGUCCUCCAGUGCCAGCUCCGACUCCUCGCAGUACCGCUCGCCGUCAGACCGCGACUCGGCCAGCAUCGUCACCAUCGACGCGCACGCGCCCCACCACCCCGUGGUCCACCUGUCUGCGGGUAACGGGCCCUGGGAGUGGAAGACCGCAGGCGGUGCGGCCAAGGGGGUGGAGGGCGAGGGUGGCUACGAGCUGGGGGACCUGGCUCGCGGCUUCCGCGGGGGACCCAAGCCACCAGGUGUGUCCCCCGGCUCGUCCAUCAGCGACGUGGACCAAGAGGAGCCGCGGUUCGGCACCGUGGCCACGGUCAACCUGGCCACAGGCGAGGGGCUGCCCCCGCUGGGCGUGGCUGACGGCGCCCUGGGACCGGCCAGCCGCGAGUCCACGCUGAGGCGCAAGGCCGGCGGCCUGGGGCUGGGCGAGCGCGAGGCCGUGGGCGAGGCCGAGGCCGAGAGCUACUACCGCAAGAUGCAGGCGGCCCGGAGGUUCAAGGACUGACGGGGGGCUGGCAUGCCGCAUGGGGGUGCAGCCGGAGGCCACUGGGCAGGCGGGCGGGAGGGGGGAACACUUCACAGGCAGACAAUAAAAGGUUGAUACCGGCUCGAGUCCUGAGUCUCUGGUCCAAGAACCCCCCCACCACGCACCAGGGGUGGGGGGUUGGAAAGGGGGUGCCCCACACUCAGCGGGGGGGUGGCCGAGUCCUGCCCCGCAACAGACAUGCAGACACACGCAGGCUUCCCCUGGGA
Messenger RNA from Ailuropoda melanoleuca (giant panda), 2621 nucleotides. RefSeq names its product phospholipid phosphatase related 3 (gene PLPPR3). Bases 100 to 2373 code for a protein of 757 amino acids. The transcript is spliced from 7 exons. NCBI's taxonomy places the organism in Eukaryota, Metazoa, Chordata, Mammalia, Carnivora, Ursidae. Gene Ontology annotation, biological process: phospholipid dephosphorylation; phospholipid metabolic process; signal transduction. Gene Ontology annotation, molecular function: phosphatidate phosphatase activity. Gene Ontology annotation, cellular component: plasma membrane. The record is from RefSeq and is a predicted model, not a curated record.